UGCAAUCAAAUCGGAGUGCCCCUCCAAGGCCCCCCUCCUUCCUGACACACAACGAGACCAAGCUUCCAAGAGCGCCCAGCAUUCAACCAAAGAAUCUGCGUGUUUUUUUCUCCCCCUGCUACCCUCAACAACUUGGAAUAAAAACCUCAAGCUGCUUCUUGAAUAUCUCUUAUCAUCCCGAAGCUAGUCAGGAACUCGCUUUUUACAUUCGGCCACAGAGAACAUACACGAAUCAAAGCUAUCAUCAACAUGUCUCUCUCCAGCAAGCUGUCCAUCACUGAUGUCGACUUGAAGGGCAAGCGGGUGCUCAUCCGUGUUGACUUCAACGUGCCCCUCGACGCCGACAAGAAGGUCACCAACAACCAGCGUAUCGCCGGCGCUGUGCCUACCAUCAAGUACGCCAUUGACAAUGGUGCCAAGACUGUCAUCCUCAUGUCCCACUUGGGCCGCCCCAACGGAUCCGUCAACCAGAAGUACAGCCUGAAGCCCGUUGUGCCCGAGCUCGAGAAGCUUCUGGGCAAGAACGUCCAGUUCGCACCCGACUGCGUUGGGUCCGAGGUCGAGGAGAUUGUCUCCAAGGCCGACAAUGGCCAGGUUGUUCUCCUUGAGAACCUGCGAUUCCACAUUGAGGAGGAGGGCUCGGCCAAGGACGCCGAUGGCAACAAGACCAAGGCUGACAAGGCCAAGGUUGAAGAGUUCAGGAAGGGUCUGACCAAGCUCGGUGACAUCUACGUCAACGACGCUUUCGGCACUGCCCACCGUGCCCACUCCUCCAUGGUCGGUGUUGACUUGCCCCAGAAGGCCGCCGGUUUCCUCAUGAAGAAGGAACUCGACUACUUUGCCAAGGCCCUCGAGUCGCCCAAGCGACCUUUCCUCGCCAUCCUCGGUGGUGCCAAGGUCUCUGACAAGAUCCAGCUCAUUGACAACCUGCUCGACAAGGUCAACAGCCUCGUCAUCUGCGGUGGUAUGGCCUUCACCUUCAAGAAGACCCUCGAGAACGUCAAGAUUGGCAACUCCCUCUUCGACGAGGCUGGUUCCAAGACUGUCGGUCAGCUGAUGGAGAAGGCCAAGAAGAACAACGUCAAGGUCACUCUUCCCGUUGACUACGUGACAGCCGACAAGUUUGACAAGGACGCCAACACUGGCUCCGCUACCGACAAGGACGGCAUCCCCGAUGGCUGGAUGGGUCUCGACUGCGGCCCCGAGUCCAUCAAGCUCUACAAGGCUGCCAUCGAUGAUGCCCAGACCAUCCUCUGGAACGGCCCCGCUGGCGUCUUCGAGUUUGAGAAGUUCGCCAACGGUACCAAGGCCACCCUAGAUGCCUUCACCGAGGGUGUUUCCAAGGGCAAGAUCGGCAUCAUUGGUGGUGGUGAUACCGCUACUGUUGCUGCCAAGUAUGGUGCUGAGGACAAGUGCAGCCACGUCUCAACUGGUGGCGGUGCCUCCCUCGAGCUUUUGGAGGGCAAGGAGCUGCCUGGUGUCACUGCUCUGAGCAGCAAAUAAAUGUUCGACUCUAAAAGGUAAACUGUAGUAAACGUGAAGGUGACAGUAAGUCUGGGACAAAUAAUUCGACCCAGGAGUUCAGAGCCCCGGCAGGCAUGGCGAGAACGAUAGCCUCAACGGACACUAGAACGCCUGCGUCAUGAAAACAUGAACGGUAAUGACUGAUACGCCAAAUGGCCGGGUUUACGGGUAGACUGGAUGGACAAGGUCGGACUGAAAAGGAUUAUGUCCAUAUCUUAGAACAAAUGAACAAAGAAUCGUACAAAUGUUAG
Molecule: messenger RNA, 1775 nt
Organism: Truncatella angustata
Lineage: Eukaryota; Fungi; Ascomycota; Sordariomycetes; Amphisphaeriales; Sporocadaceae
Product: phosphoglycerate kinase
Exons: 3
Coding region: 250-1503 (417 amino acids)
Biological process (GO): glycolytic process; gluconeogenesis
Cellular component (GO): cytosol
Molecular function (GO): ADP binding; phosphoglycerate kinase activity; ATP binding
Source: RefSeq, a predicted model, not a curated record